CGCGCUCACUCUACUAUUAUCGUGUGGCGCAAUCACACGUACUUAGUGUUAAUACCUAGCUAGUUGAUAAAAUAAGGAUAACAACUGCGCUUCAAGCGUCCGCUUAAAAACGAUAAUUGAAGAUUGAAAAACCAUGAAAGCAAGCUUUGAAGGUCCUAUCAAUGAAAUACCAAAUAUAUGUGUUGACAACUUUGAAGAAAAGAACAAAAUGGCUUAUUUCUUGUCACAUUGUCAUUCAGAUCAUACUGUUGGAAUGAUGUACAAGGUUGAAAGUGAGGAAUUAAGAAAAAAAGGUGGUAAAAUAUACAUGAGUAAAGAAAGUGAAAUCAUUUUAUUAAAUAAUCACUGGUCUUGCUAUAACACUCGAUUGAAUGAAAUCUUUGAACCGCUGAAAGUUGGAAUGACAUAUACUAUAGACAUCGCUGAUGGGCAGUCUUUUGAAGUAACCUUAAUACCUGUAACACACAUGAUCGGCGCUGUAAUGUUUUUAUUUAAAACUAAGAAACACAGGGUGCUGUUCACUGGUGAUUUUAUUAUAGAGGAAAACGAUGUGCCAAAUUUGGAGAAAUUACACGAUAAACAAAGAAAAUUAAAUAUUGAUACCAUGUACGUUGAUGGUACUUUUGACCAAAGUGAUUAUGAACACUUUCCGAGGCGCAGUGACUGUCACGCUGAAGUGGUUAGCGAAAUUGAAAGAUGGCUCAUCAAUAAUAAUAGAGUCGUAUUACACCAAACGUAUGCUUUUGGUUACGAUGAAAUUUACAAAGCGAUUAAAAAAAGGCUGAAUUUGAACCUUUAUUUGGAUGACGAACAAAAGCUAAGAACAUACAGUGCUUUACUUGGAAAUGAAAAUUUUGUGAAUGAUGAUUCGAGCAGUAAGAUCCAUAUAUGUAUAUGCGAGAGGAACAAUGAAGGGGGUGGUUGGACAGGUGUCUCUAAUUAUACUUUAAACGAGAAGACCCUACACAUUUACAUUUCUGCUCAGCGUGGUUGCAAUUAUUCGCACGGCGACCCAGCGAUUAGCCCAGAAACAGAUUCAGGGGAUCGCUUGUAUUUAUGCUACCCUACACAUUGCAGUCGGAGCCAGCUGAAACAUUUUAUAAAUUAUUUUUCGCCCGCAAAAACUGUUAAAUUCCCGAAAAUACCGAUGUCAACACCCGGCUCUUGGGCGAGUACGCCUUAUAGAAGAAACCGCGACCGCGAACGCAGUAGCACGGAUGCUAACGCAGACGGUGUUAAGAGGCGUCUCUUUUAAUGAAUAGGUACCUACUGUAAGUUUUCAAAUCAGGGCCGAUUCGACCAAAAAUUUUAUACGAGUAUAACUCCUGGUAUAACUGGCACAUUGACAGUUUCAGUAUGGGAAAUAUGUCAAAACUGACGAUUUAUUCUGAGAUUAAAAUUUACUCUUGUUU
Messenger RNA from Ostrinia nubilalis (European corn borer), 1412 nucleotides. RefSeq names its product protein artemis-like. The transcript has 4 exons. The record is from RefSeq and is a predicted model, not a curated record. The coding region runs from base 134 to 1255 and encodes 373 amino acids. Lineage: Eukaryota; Metazoa; Arthropoda; Insecta; Lepidoptera; Crambidae. Gene Ontology annotation, molecular function: damaged DNA binding; 5'-3' DNA exonuclease activity. Gene Ontology annotation, biological process: telomere maintenance; interstrand cross-link repair; double-strand break repair via nonhomologous end joining.